AUGGCUGCUGUUGUACAGAAACGAUCUCUUUUGCAGUCCCUUGGGAUCACUUUUCUGGGAACAGCGUCAGCUCAGCCUUCUUCGACAAGAAACCAUUCAGCCCUCGCGCUUCGCUUGAAUCGUGAUGUUUGGAUUUUCGAUUGUGGGGAGGCUACCCAGCACCAGUUGCAGAAAAGCACGGUGAAAAUGGGGAAGAUCGAGAAAGUCUUCAUCACCCAUACCCAUGGCGACCAUAUCUUCGGAUUAGUUCCCCUUCUUGCCAGCUGCAUGAACGGUGCAGGAGGGGUCGUCGAAGAGCAGGGACAAGGGGAGGAUCCUCGACGAGUCGUGGACACCAGUAUCCCGCCUUUAGAAAUAUAUGGUCCAAUGGGGACGCGUGCAUAUAUCAGGUCUGCCCUGGCGUGUACAUACACUCUACUCGGGCGGCCAUACGUCGUCCACGAACUCAGAUUUCCUUCCGACCCAGAGGGCGACAUUGCGCACGGAUUUACCCCACCUCCAGCAGAAUCUGCAGGGCGGAACAUCGCAAUGGUCAACGGUGUCUGGCCUGACAUCUAUCGCGACGAAGUGGUCUCUGUAUCUGCGGCGCCCAUACUCCACUCAGUACCCUGUGUAGGGUAUGUCGUGACCGAAGCGCCAGUCCCAGGGAAGAUCGAUGCCUCCAAGUACAAGCCCCAUAUAGUCAGGACCAAAACGCCCAUGUCGGUCAUGCGUCAGUUGCAACUGGGGGAGCGCGUCGUUCUGAACGAUGGAACUAUCCUCGAAGGUCCUCCGCGUCGCCCUGGUAGAAAGGUAGUCAUUCUCGGCGACACAUACGACCCCUCCCCGAUUCGUUCACUCGCUAUGGACGCCGAUUUGCUCGUCCAUGAAGCAACGAAUGCCCAUUUGCCGGGUCUAGACCCCAAUACCAAAGCUGACGACACGCACGAGUCAGUAGAGGCACGGACGAAGUCAAGGGGACACUCGACACCACAAAUGGCAGGAGCAUUCGCGAAAAGCAUUGGUGCUAGAAGGCUGGCUCUCAACCAUUUCUCUGCCAGAUAUCCCGGAGACAAUAGCCCCGAAUCGCUGAAGAUAAUGGAAGGAAUCGCAAAGCUGGCGGAGCACGAGUUUGGCAGAGAGGUCAUUUGUGCAACCGACCUACUUAGUAUUGAUGUACAAUUGAAGGAAUAA
This is a messenger RNA of Coprinopsis cinerea okayama7#130, 1173 nucleotides long. RefSeq lists its product as hypothetical. Gene Ontology annotation, biological process: tRNA processing. The transcript has 3 exons. Gene Ontology annotation, cellular component: nucleus. Bases 1 to 1173 code for a protein of 390 amino acids. Lineage: Eukaryota; Fungi; Basidiomycota; Agaricomycetes; Agaricales; Psathyrellaceae. The record is from RefSeq and is a predicted model, not a curated record. Gene Ontology annotation, molecular function: 3'-tRNA processing endoribonuclease activity.